AUGCACUAAUUGAAGAGUUUGUUAUUAGAGAAAUUUUUAAAAAGCAAGGCUUAAUUGAUAAUAAAAAUUUGGAUAAUAAAAAUAAGAAAGAAGAAAAAGUUAUAAAUAACUUGAUCUCAAAUAAUAAAGGAAAAAAAGCAUUAGAAGUCAUAAAAAAAUAUCUUGAACAAUCACAAUUUGCUACUAAAAAUAAUAUUUAUUUGUUGUAA
Molecule: messenger RNA, 209 nt
Organism: Cetraspora pellucida
Lineage: Eukaryota; Fungi; Glomeromycota; Glomeromycetes; Diversisporales; Gigasporaceae
Source: the annotation of a GenBank genome assembly